AUGUUAUUGUUGUAUGUAGAAGAUGGCGGCGUGGUGGUCCGCGCUGAGGAGGCGCUGAUCGUGAGCUUCGUGCUGCUUCUUUGGGCAGCUGCUAUUGCGCUCUUCUUUAACCGCUGGGGCAAGAUCAGGAUGUUGGAGCCGUAUCAACCAAAGUUCCAGCAACAACAUCGACAGAGUUGCGUCCUCACUGAAAACUCGGUCUCAGUGCCGCCGCAUCACCGAGCUUCAAUGUCGCGCGCCUGCAUGUCAUACGACUACGGCCCUUCCUUCACCUCCUACCAGCCUUAUGCCUACCUCUCGCAUAGACCCAGACAGAACUCUGUAUUCGUGGGCAGUGUGGGUGGCGGCAUGGCAUUGAUCCCGGAAAGUCCACCACGGAGGUCGCGCUCCGCAGCGGAUCUCCCCGCGCUUGUCACUCCCGCGGAUCUUUCACACACAACACCUAGGUCCUCGCGCGCGGCAAGCCUACACAGUGCCGUGGACCUCAGGGUCUGCGUACCAUCGCCUCGGACCUCCAGAGCGGCAAGUCUGCACUCGGGUGACAUGCAUAGUUCAGUGCAAGUUCAUGUUCGAGGUUCGGGGAAUAAUUUAAACAGACCAAAAAGUCCAAGAAGACUAACUAUCACGAAUGUAUAG
This is a messenger RNA of Papilio machaon (common yellow swallowtail), 636 nucleotides long. RefSeq lists its product as uncharacterized. The transcript has 4 exons. NCBI's taxonomy places the organism in Eukaryota, Metazoa, Arthropoda, Insecta, Lepidoptera, Papilionidae. The coding region runs from base 1 to 636 and encodes 211 amino acids. The record is from RefSeq and is a predicted model, not a curated record.